Rhodamnia argentea is the source of this 2070-nucleotide messenger RNA. Its product is annotated as alpha-1,3-arabinosyltransferase XAT3-like. The transcript has 4 exons. The coding region runs from base 324 to 1742 and encodes 472 amino acids. NCBI's taxonomy places the organism in Eukaryota, Viridiplantae, Streptophyta, Magnoliopsida, Myrtales, Myrtaceae. The record is from RefSeq and is a predicted model, not a curated record. Gene Ontology annotation, molecular function: glycosyltransferase activity.
CAAAGUCACUUCUUCUACUCUAGAGAAAAUUCAAACAUGACACGAUAUAGUAUGUUCACGCUAAUCACUGUACAAACGAAUUAAACUAAUCUCCUCUUUCCUCCUUGUGAGACUUGCUCCGUGAAUAAAAUACGAUACUCCAGCUAACGUUUCUCUGUCAUCCCCCAGGAAGUCUUCACAAAAGAAAGCCUGGGUGCAGAUGAAGACAUGUGCAAGAAUCCUUAAGAAAGAACGAGACCCCUUUACCACAUUGAAUUGCUCCUUUCAGGUUUUUGGUCCAUAUAGGUCCGCAAACUUGGCUAUGUUUUCUGGUUCAACAGAUUAUGGGGAAGGAGUCAAAGCGCCCGGUGCUCGGAGCAGCAUCAAUGGCUUGUUUGCUUGUUGUGGUUUCGCUCUGCAUCGUCGUCCUUCUCGCGUCGAAGGACUCGCCAUUUCUUUCGUGGAGGAAUCAGAUUCCAAAUAGGAGGGAUGAUAAUGAUGCCAGAGAGGUAGAUGGAGUCACUGAAGACAGAGACGCUCUCAAGAGUCUUCUCGGAAGACUAGUCAUAGGAGAAGAGAGAAACCAGCUUCAGGUUGGAGGGUUCACAUGCCACUUCGAUCAGCAUUUUGAAACGUGUCUCUCGGCUAAUCCCGUUAGGAUCUCCAAUGGUGGGUCGACUGUUCAUGUGCUGUCCGAUGGAUCUAAGUUCGAGCGCUCCAUUCGACCCUAUGCGAGGAGAGAUGACGAAAGAAUGAUGAAGCCAGUCACCCCGGUGCAGAUACUUCACGGGGAUGCGGCUAAUUUACCGCCCUGUGAUUUCGUGCAUAGCACCCCGGCGGUGAUCUUCUCAACGGCUGUUACAGGAAACGCUUUCCAUGAGUUCAGCGAGAUCAUCAUUCCGUUGUUCCUCACAUGCCAGCACUUCCGAUUGCAGCUGAAGUUCGUAACCACCGAUCGCAAUGCCUUGUGGAUUCAGAAAUACUCGGGGAUUUUGAACCGCUUGUCUGAUCACGAGGCUCUCAAUUUGGACGAUGGGAGUGUUCACUGCUUUCCAGGGGCAGUUGUGGGACUUCGGUACCAUGACAAUUUAGCCCUGAACACCAGCGACGUCCCCGCAGGAUACUCCAUGCGUGAAUUCAGGCAAUUCCUCAGAGAAUCUUACGAUGUGAAGAUAAAGAAUGAGCUCGAAAAGCUACAGAAGCCGGUCCUGAUCCUCAUUUGCAGGAACCACACAAGAAAAUUCCUGAACGAGGACGCCAUGGUGAAACUGGCACAGGAGUUGGGCUUUCAAGUAGUGAGGGCAGGGCCUGAUACAGUGUCGAAUCUAGAGCUGCUGGCGAAGAUGGUCAGUUCAUGCAACAUUUUGGUUGGAGUCCACGGUGCGGGUCUUACUAACGAGAUCUUUUUGCCAGACGGCGCAGUGGUACUUCAGGUGGUGCCACUAGGCCUAGACUGGGCUUCGACCAACUAUUUCCAAAUUCCGUCGACCGCAAUGGAUCUGCGUUAUCUGGAAUAUAAGAUAGAGGCCAACGAGAGCUCUCUGUCCGAAGUGUAUGGGAUGGAUGAUCCGGUGAUUGCUGACCCUGCAUCCAUCUUUGCGAAGGGAUACCAAACAGUAAGGGAUGUGUAUGUUGACGGCCAGAAUGUGAAGAUCAACUUGGAUAGAUUUAAGGACAUGCUGGAGGAAGCAAUGAGACUUGUUAGACAUUCGGCAAUUAAGGACGUGAAGAUAUAUUUCACAACUGCUGUGUAUUCCUUGUGAAUAAAAUGCCAUAAGUCCAGCUAAAAUUUCCCGACAAGAUCCUAGCGAGUGUCGUCGAAGUCUAUGAAUAGAUAAGAAGAGAAAACAGGCUAGAAGCCAGAUACAUGCCGGAGACUUUGAAAAAGAGUAAGACGGGUAACAUUCUUCUCUUUGCACUGCUGCAAAGUUUGAGUUUUUAGCUUGUAACUAAAGGGUUCACACGCCAAUUUGACCUACACGCCAAGACAGUGUCUCUCAUCUACACCAGUUCGGAUCUUCGGUUUCGGCUUGACCAUUCACGAACUGUCCAAUGAAUCUCACUUGACAGGCUCGUUUCGACAAUAUCUUA